AUGGGCCUGAAGUGGUUUGGAUUGUGCAGUCAUGUUUCAGGAGUCAGCGCUUUUCAGAAUGUUCGGCUGGAUCGGGCAUGCGGCUCCGCCUGCGCAGGUACCAUGACUAAGCUGGUGGAACCACCGGAGAGCCCGAACCUAAUCGGGACUAGUGCCAAAACAACCAUGGCACAAUCACCUGACCGCGACUCCUUGCAGAGUGGAUGA
Paracoccidioides brasiliensis Pb18 is the source of this 207-nucleotide messenger RNA. RefSeq lists its product as uncharacterized. The coding region runs from base 1 to 207 and encodes 68 amino acids. The transcript has a single exon. The record is from RefSeq and is a predicted model, not a curated record.